Messenger RNA from Amoebophrya sp. A25, 466 nucleotides. Lineage: Eukaryota; Dinophyceae; Syndiniales; Amoebophryaceae. The record is from the annotation of a GenBank genome assembly.
CAGUAAUUGAUCAAGUAGAGAGGACUUCUAGAAACCCCAGUUGUAAAGAUGACGAUAGUGUAAGACAAAGUAAAACUUCUUGCAGCGCGAACAACAAAGAUUUUACUCACGACAAGUGCUGUAGUGCUAGUAGCACACAAAACUCUACUAGUAGAGGACCGUCACCUCCUACUAAAAACAAGUGUACCGCUAGUAGCACACGAAACUCUAGUAAAAAUUUUCGCCUCUCUACAACUAGAAGUAUAACUACAAGAACAACCGCAAUUUUUAGGGAGAGUAGGAACCCUACCCCCAAAUCCACUAGUACAACGACAAGGAGGACUGGCACAAGUACAAAUUCUAGUGCAUCAACUACAAUUAGGAGUAGUAGUAAUAAUAGAACUACAGUGAGUCCAACUUCAUCGACUAGUACUAAAGAUCCCGCUCCUCUUCCUCCGACGAUUCAUCAAGAAGUUUCUACCUCGAC